AUGCGGGAACUCAAAGUUGAGGAUGCCCUUCUCUACCUGGAUCAGGUCAAGGUAGAGUUUGGUGAUCGUCCGCACAUUUACAACGAGUUUCUCGACAUAAUGAAAACCUUCAAAACACAGCAGAUCGACACACCCGGCGUCAUCCGGAGAGUAUCGACACUUUUUCAAGGAAACCGCCGACUCGUACUAGGAUUCAACACCUUUCUCCCGGAAGGCUACAAAAUCGAACUCCCCCUCGACGGCGACGGCCCGCCGCCAGAAGCGCCCAUGGAAUUCAACCACGCGAUCAACUACGUUACCAAUAUCAAAAAACGGUUUGCGAAUGAGCCCGAAACGUAUAAAAAAUUUCUGGAGAUACUGCACACGUAUCAAAAAGAACAGCGGGGCAUUAAGGAGGUUUUGGACGAAGUUUCGGAACUUUUUGCGGAGCAUCCUGAUCUGCUUAAAGAGUUUACGUUUUUCUUGCCG
Phaeodactylum tricornutum CCAP 1055/1 is the source of this 468-nucleotide messenger RNA. RefSeq lists its product with no specific name. Gene Ontology annotation, molecular function: transcription corepressor activity. Gene Ontology annotation, biological process: negative regulation of transcription by RNA polymerase II. The record is from RefSeq and is a predicted model, not a curated record. The annotation marks the transcript as partial. The transcript is spliced from 2 exons. NCBI's taxonomy places the organism in Eukaryota, Bacillariophyta, Bacillariophyceae, Surirellales, Neidiaceae. Gene Ontology annotation, cellular component: histone deacetylase complex; chromatin.